UAUAUAAUGUAAGUUUUUGCUCACCCCUUUGUCAAGGGAAAGUGUGUUUGAAAACAAACAUGGCAGGUAUUUAUUUCUAGGCUUUCUGAUGGUAACCGCUCGUUUAUUUCUCUCUAAAUCUAGAGGCACGCUUAUCUCUCUGUUGAGGAAAUCUCUUCAUGUUGUCUGGUCUUGUCAUGGCCAGCCUGGACUGUUGUUGUGAUCUGGGCCUCUCCAUUGAUUCUAUUUUUUUUACAUUAUAUUAUAUUAUAUUAUUUGCACGCUGUGUUGUAUGAUUUAUUUUGGGCUCUGUUAGGAGUAAUGAUUAUUUUGGUUUUAUUUAUUUCUUAGCAGACGUUAAGAAAUUCAAAUGGGUUGUACCUGAACAGUUUUAAUAAAUGUUCUUGAGAUCUUGUAAAUACUUUUCUAUACAUGUUUUCAUUCACUGCAAUGUACUGUGGGAAUAAAAUAAAAUAAAUGUUUAUAUUGUAGUCAUUUUGUCAUUCUGUCAUUUAUUUUUAAAAAGGGGCGGGAUAUGCAUUACACUACAACAAAUAUAUAAAUAAAUACUAUCACACAUAACUAAACAAAUACAGAAAUACACAUAGAAACUAUUCUAUUCACAAUAGGAAAGAGAAAAGCGACUGAUAGACUCGCAACCACUGAAACGAAAUCCUUGAGAAAACUAUGAGCAACUUCAACAGCAAUUAAGAGAUACAUACACCUGUAUUGAAAACAAUAGACAACUGCUGCCAAAAAUCAUCGUCCUAGCGGUUUAGUGAAUAUUAAAGUUUAUUAAUAAGAAAAGAACACAUUCAUCUAGGGCAGCAGUGUGGAGUAGCGGUCAGGGGCUCUGGACUCUUGAUCGGAGGGUCGUGGGUUCAAUCCCAGGUGGGGGACACUGCUGCUGUACCCUUGAGCAAGGUACUUUACCUAGAUUGCUCCAGUAAAAACCCAACUGUAUAAAUGGGGAAUUGUAUGUAAAAAUAAUGUGAUAUCUUGUAACAAUUGUAAGUCGCCCUGGGUAAGGGCGUCUGCUAAGAAAAUAAAUAAUAAUGAUUAAAGAUUUGCGAAUAUAUUUCUGAUUUGUGUUAUAAGCUUCCAAAGCACCUGUUUGUAAAACUGUAUAUGCAAUCUCCCGUGUGAAUGCCUUGGCUCCCUGACUGUCCUGUAGUUCAGUUUGAAUGAAACAGAGCUGCUCUAGAGUAGGUACCGGUAAGAGAUUUACACGCACGCUCGCUGAGAAGCGCCGCGCUGCUUCAUAAAACACACGCAAGCUGUACCUGACUGAUUACAGCUCCCUGGAAGCUGAUUGGCUGAUGAGACCGAAUCAGUUUCCACUGUCUGAUUGACAGAAGCCCGCUGGAGCUGGAAGCUGAUUGGCUGAUGCGACCGAAUCAUUUUCCACUGUCUGAUGACAGGAUCCCGCUGGGGCUGGAAGCUGAUUGGCUGAUGCGACUGAAUGGGUUUCUAAUGUAUCAUAAAACUCUCAGGUAACUAUGCUGUGUACCGGAGCAAAGUCUACUGCAACAGAGAACUGCGACAUGAGGGGGAAAAGUGACUCGAGAGACUUCAGCGCUUUGAAAGAAACAGCGGCUGAGUGAGGAACGAGUGAUUCAGAAGAGAGAGAGAGAGAGAGACAUGGACGGGAAUCCAAAGAGAAGAAAAAAAAAUAAAAAUUUGGGCCCACCUGCUCUGUCAGGAGACUCUGCCGGAGAGAACAGCGAGGAGCAACUGGAGAGACUGAUGAGGGAGGUGGAGGAACUGAAGAGAGUGAUGGAGGAGAGACAGAUGAGGGAGGAGGGGGAGAAACUGAAGAGUAAAAUGAUUGCUGAGAUCCUCGAGCCCAUGAAGGAGUUUGCCCGGCUGUUUGAAAAAGAGAAGCCCUUGAUUGAGGAAUACCUCGGAGAACUCAAAGUCAUGGCUCAAACACUGCUGGAGAGAGACAGGGCUGAACAGGCUGCAAUUGCGAAAGGGCUCGCUUUGGCUGUCGCAGGGUGCGCAGGGCUAGCGCUGUCUCCUCUUUCACUCAGAACCUCCGCUCUGCUGGCUCUGGGAGGGCUUGCUGUGGGUAGAGCAAUCGCAGGACUUGCCAUGUCUGCCAGUCCUGAGAUCGACGAGAAGAGAUUAUUGAAAAUAUUGAACAGGAGUCAGUAUAAAAUAACUGCACUUGGUACAUCAGCCGAUGAGGUCUGCCAAGCACUUUUUAAAUGGAAGGGAUGUUUUUAUGCAGAUAUGGCCGUGCUUGCUACUGCGUCCUCUGAUGUGACAGAAGCUACUCGCGUGUUGACGGCAAUAGAAACUAAUCCAGCCCUCAAAGUGCUACAUCUCGAUACAUACUUUGUCGAUUGGGAUAACUAUGACUGGAUUAAAAACAGCAUCAAAUUUUAUAGAAUGCAAAACAACAAAAGAGCAAUAGAGAUUUGCAAUUGGGUGGAAAAUGGGGAAUCAGAUCUAGCAAACCUGGCAAAAGCCUACUCGCACGUGAAGGUGUAUAUUUCACUUAUUAGAGAUCUGUAAAACCCGUCAGUCAGGGAUAUCGGAUCUCAUGCAGAGAUGUAGAAUCAUUUCUGUGUGAUAGAAAUGGAUGCAUGUAUUGUUAAUACUGGAUUCCUGUGAAGUGCAGUGGGUCAUAUUGCAGAGAAUCUGUGUGUAAUACAGACUAGAGCAGUGAGGAGCCUUAUAAUAUAUAGCACUAGAAUGUGAUACUGAUGCGAUCCAGCCCUCUGAAAUGUCUUUAUAAUAUACAGCGCUAGACCCUGAUAUUGAUGCGAUCCAGCCCUCUGAAAUGUCUUUAUAAUAUACAGCGCUAGACCCUGAUAUUGAUGCGAUCCAGCCCUCUGAAAUGUCUUUAUAAUAUACAGCGCUAGACCCUGAUAUUGAUGCGAUCCAGCCCUCUGAAAUGUCUUUAUAAUAUACAGCACUAGAACGUGAUAUUGAUGCGAUCCAGCCCUCUGAAAUGUCUUUAUAAUAUACAGCGCUAGACCCUGAUAUUGAUGCGAUCCAGCCCUCUGAAAUGUCUUUAUAAUACACAGCGCUAGACCCUGAUAUUGAUGCGAUCCAGCCCUCUGAAAUGUCUUUAUAAUACACAGCGCUAGACCCUGAUAUUGAUGCGAUCCAGCCCUCUGAAAUGUCUUUAUAAUAUACAGCGCUGGACCCUGAUAUUGAUGCGAUCCAGCCCUCUGAAAUGUCUUUAUAAUAUACAGCGCUAGACCCCGAUAUUAAUGCGAUCCAGCCCUCUGAAAUGUCUUUAUAAUGUACAGCGCUAGACCCUGAUAGUGAUGCGAUCCAGCCCUCUGAAAUGUCUUUAUAAUAUACAGCGCUAGACCCUGAUAUUAAUGCGAUCCAGCCCUCUGAAAUGUCUUUAUAAUAUACAGCGCUAGACCCUGAUAGUGAUGCGAUCCAGCCCUCUGAAAUGUCUUUAUAAUAUACAGCGCUAGACCCUGAUAUUGAUGCGAUCCAGCCCUCUGAAAUGUCUUUAUAAUAUACAGCGCUAGACCCUGAUAUUGAUGCGAUCCAGCCCUCUGAAAUGUCUUUAUAAUAUACAGCGCUAGACCCUGAUAUUGAUGCGAUCCAGCCCUCUGAAAUGUCUUUAUAAUAUACAGCGCUAGACCCUGAUAUUGAUGCGAUCCAGCCCUCUGAAAUGUCUUUAUAAUAUACAGCGCUAGACCCUGAUAUUGAUGCGAUCCAGCCCUCUGAAAUGUCUUUAUAAUAUACAGCGCUAGACCCUGAUAUCGAUGCGAUCCAGCCCUCUGAAAUGUCUUUAUAAUAUACAGCGCUAGACCCUGAUAUUGAUGCGAUCCAGCCCUCUGAAAUGUCUUUAUAAUAUACAGCGGUAGACCCUGAUAUUGAUGCGAUCCAGCCCUCUGAAAUGUCUUUAUAAUAUAUA
This is a messenger RNA of Acipenser ruthenus (sterlet), 3868 nucleotides long. RefSeq lists its product as uncharacterized. Bases 1621 to 2499 code for a protein of 292 amino acids. The record is from RefSeq and is a predicted model, not a curated record. The transcript has 4 exons. NCBI's taxonomy places the organism in Eukaryota, Metazoa, Chordata, Actinopteri, Acipenseriformes, Acipenseridae.